AUGUCUUCGACACCAACUACUUCAUCUCCCAGUGCAACCAACACUGAUCAUAAUGGGGCCAGUAACAAUACCAGCCCUACAAGCUCACCAUUGCUAUUCUUUGUUGCACUUGGUUUCGGUGUUGUUUUUACAAAUCUAUGGAUCAUCGUUGGAGUCAAGUAUUGUUUCCGAUAUAAUCAGCGGAAUCGACAGAUUCGCGGUGAAGAAUCAGGGGAACCCAUAGAUUUACUAGCCAUGCCUCGGACACAUCGGCGACGGCGCGAAAAGAAGUUGAUGAGUAUGGACGAGGUUAACGAGCGUUUCCCACUCGUCAAAUACAAAGCUUGGCGUUCUUGCCGCGCUGACGAAGGUCUCUCUACUGCCGGUGGUAUCGCAGCCUCCAUUGUCGGUGAUCAUAACCUAGAUGAUGGCCAUGGCCGCUUUACCGCAUCUUUUGACGCGCUUGCCGCGCCAACACCCCAGUUGAACGAUAAUCUACAGCUUGAAUCCGCUGUGUCUCGGACCAAAGAAGAAGUGCCCCUAGACAAAGCGGAAAAGGGGAGCUCUGGAUUUGUCGGAACUCAAACCCAUCCCACGGACAAUGACGAUGACGACGUCGGAAAUCAAAUACGUACGGCUGUUCCCGCCGAACUUCUGGCGAAUCCUGGUGACACCUGUGCCAUAUGUCUUGAUUCUAUUGAGGACGAUGAUGACAUACGUGGGCUCACCUGUGGCCACGCCUUUCAUGCCUCAUGUGUCGACCCUUGGCUAACAGGUAGAAGAGCUUGUUGUCCACUAUGCAAGGCGGAUUACUAUGUCCCAAAGCCACGUGCGGAAACUCGUGAAUCUGCCAUCGACCAAGAACGCACCGGCCGUCGUCUCAUCGCGCCAGCUUAUCCUCAAACUGUAUUCUUGGGUGGAGGCCGAAUCAGUAGCGCUGGGCCUCCUACAGUGCCACCGCGUGCACGGGAAGUGCUACCGACAUUCAGGACCGCCUUCUCCCGACUCGGACAGUGGCGAAGACCUGGCGUUGACGACGGCCACGAUAUAGAUAACACAGCUGACAUAGCGCGACGGCCUGGUCGAGGCAGCAGCAGACUUGGCCUAUUCUCUUCAGGUCCUUUUCGCCCACGGACUCCUAGGCAAAGCCGCGGUGUGAAUGGCCCUGAGCGACGUACCGUGGUUACUGGGUCACCGGGUUAUAAUCGCACACUCGGUCAGCUUGAGGCUGGACCCGCUGUUUGA
This is a messenger RNA of Aspergillus aculeatinus CBS 121060, 1224 nucleotides long. Its product is annotated as E3 ubiquitin-protein ligase RNF103. Lineage: Eukaryota; Fungi; Ascomycota; Eurotiomycetes; Eurotiales; Aspergillaceae. The record is from RefSeq and is a predicted model, not a curated record. Gene Ontology annotation, cellular component: cytoplasm. The coding region runs from base 1 to 1224 and encodes 407 amino acids. Gene Ontology annotation, molecular function: ubiquitin protein ligase activity. Gene Ontology annotation, biological process: ubiquitin-dependent protein catabolic process. The transcript has 3 exons.